CCCAGUUCGUCUUCGUAUGGUUACGUAAUCGAGUUGGCCGAUUAAUUUGAAUCAAUAACAAGUAUACACGCAAUUAUCAGCCUACAUAAUAGAUAAUUAUUCGGGAGUCUUGUUGUACAGAAUCAUGGAACCUAGAUGGAGGAAUAAAAAACAUAUCUUUUGAACAUAGGUUCUCGGAAAUAUACAUAGCCUAUUGUCCUGUACCACGGGUACACAGCCUAUUAUAGCUUCAUAUAUAUAUUCACGGUCGAUGAGUAUAAGCUUGGGUCACCGUCUGCUCCCUGUCUGCUCGUCAAGGAUAACAAUUAGCACAAUAGGCUCAUGUGUUCCCCAGUAUAUAGUUACGAAUGCUAUAGACGUAUGACUGAAAAUCAACCAUAAUCAUCUCGUAGGCCUUAAUUCUUGUUGAUAUUGAGCCCUACCACUGAGGAAAACUAUUGAUGAUGACCGUAUCGGCUUCAAGUUUGACAGAACGGUUGGAAUUUUGGAUCAUAAUGAACUCAGAUGGUUUUGUCAUGAAGUUUUUCACACCGCUUCAUAAGCAUCCUUUACUUGGCAUAUGAUUAAUAAACAGUUCUAUAAUUAUACACAGUAGUUUCUAUAGUUCCUCCACAGGCCAUCGGAUGGAACCUGUUUCGACUGUACUGGAAAAGUAACUUCGCAUCUGGGGCAUCUUGGAAGUGGAGGCAUAGAUAUUCAUUCGAAGCUUGGUGCUAUUAAAUUCGACAUAGUAGGUAUGUUUUAAUUUACUUCGAUCGAAAAUGGAAGAACCUAUUGAAUCGUUGCCUUCAUUCGAGAGAAACGGAACGGAUCUCCAAGGAAGGACUAGCGGCACGAACGAGCAAGAGGAAGAUGAUGGCAGUACGGUUAAACUGGAACGUACCCUUGGCAUUUUUGACGGGGUGAUGGUGAAUGUGGGUAUCAUGAUUGGUACAGGGAUCUUCAUCUCACCAAAGGGAGUCGUUGCCGGGGUAGAGAGCGUAGGAGCCACCAUCUGUGUUUGGGUGGGUGCAGGAAUCAUUUCCCUACUCGGUGCACUAUGCUAUGCCGAGCUUGGCACCACUAUCUCUUCAUCAGGAGGUACCUACACAUACAUCAGACAUAUCUUUGGAGAUUUCGUCGGUUUUCUCAACUUCUGGGCAGACACGGUAAUCGUAACACCAUCAUCCAAUGCAGUCAUGGCCUUACUGUUUUCAAUAUACUGCCUUGAGCCAUUUUACCCAGACCCAGAUUGUCCACCACCUAAGAUAGCUAUAUCCCUAUUUGCAAUCUUGAGCAUCUUGUUAACAAUGUUUGUUAAUUGCUGGAGUGUCAAACUUACUACAUUGUUUCAAAAUGUCCUUUCUAUUUGUAAAUUAAUACCUUUGGGUAUUUUAAUAGUCAGUGGAUUGGUCAGACUUGGAAUGGGACACACUGAACACUUCAAGGAUUCAUUUGCAUCAACUGAUAUCACUGGUUUGGGAACAGCACUUUACUCAUGCUUUUUCUCAUACGCCGGUUGGAAUGCCCUUAACGUCAUCAACGAAGAACUAAAAAAUCCGUCAAGGAAUCUCCCUAUCGCCGUAGCCACAUCCAUAUUGAUAGUAGGAUUUGUUAACACUCUGACCAAUGUUGCCUACUUUACUGCACUGUCCCCGACAGAACUACUAAGCUCCAAUGCCGUAGCUUUCAGCUACGCAUAUCAGGUCCUUGGAAGGUUUGCAGUUAUCAUUCCUAUCACAGUUGUCCUGUCUACAUUCGGGUGUCUUAACGGAUCCAUUCUGUCGUCAUCCAGGGAGUUCUUUGCAGGGGCUCGAACAGGACACCUCCCAACUUUCAUUUCGUACAUCAGCAUCAACCGCAAAACCCCGACCCUCUGUAUCAUAACGACGUCGACCAUUACUCUUUGUUUCUGUUUCGUAGAUAAUCUUUUCACCCUAAUCAACUUCUUUGGCUUCAUCAAGUGGUCAUCCUUUGGACUUGCUGUUGCUGGUAUGGUGGUACUCAGAUGCAAAGACCCUAACAGACCAAGGCCUUUCAAAGUGAACAUCAUUAUUCCUAUAAUAUUUGUCUUAGUUUGUGUUUUUCUUGCUGUAUUUGGAUUUAUAGGGGCGCCAAUUGACUCUCUGAUAGCGACUGCGAUUAUAGUUAGUGGGAUUCCGGUAUAUUUGAUACUUGUCAAACUUGACCCUAAGAUAAAAUGGAUGAUACAAGUUAAAAGAAAGACAUCAGUGUUCCUGCAGAAAAUUUUGCUCGUUACAUCCGAAGAACAUAAAGAAUAAAAAAGAUACUUAAUAUAUCCCUUCACUGAAAAAGAUUCCGCCAAUUUAAUCAAUUAAGAUAUACAUUCUGCAAAACUGUAAUCUCAUCUCCCCUCCCUUAAUUAUGUUCUCUGUAAUAUUUAUCAAGCUAAUCAUAUACUGUUUGUGUUUCAUCGAUUUCUGGAUCAAGACAAAUACGUUGUUCUUGAUCCAGAAAUAAAUGCGAUUCGAUGCAUGUUUUUGUAAUUGCUACCAAACGUUUACUUUUAAUGUUUACUUUCAAAAUAAUAAUGAUUGAUAAUUCAGUAGGUAAUAUUACUAAUUUCCUGUCGACUGUAAUAACGGGUUUUCUGUAAAAUUAUACCAGAAACUUGGAUAUCCUGGUCACCUGUCAUUCAAUUUUGGUGAGAUUAUUAAAACUAUCGUGAUAGAGAAUCAGUAAUAGAUGGUGCCUUUUUAAUCAAAAGUAAUAAAAAUGUCUUUGUGGGGAAUAUUAUACAGGUAUUUAAAAGAUUGAGAAUCAUAUAAUCGGACGGUAGUUGCAUUUUAUGACAGCCUAGCAUUGGUAUUACAUCAUUCAUAGAUUUGUAUUAUCAAACUCUAACACACUUGAAAAUGACAAGAGAGAAAUUUUUACUGGCAUUGUGAAAGAAAAUUAUAAAAAUACAUAUUUUAUUUUUCAAUGUAAAUCCUUCAUUUGGUCUUCACACCAUGGUUAUUAACCAAAUCGUAUUUUAAUACAGUCAUAUCUCAUUGAAAAUAUUAUCUUUUAAACAUUUGUAAUAAAUAGAGAAAAGUACUUGAUAUAAUCAAUUUACUCCUUUAUGAUAUGCUAACAAAGAAAAUUUCCAAGGUGGUAAUAAUUUCAGACGUGAAUUACUGAUGAUGGAACGAAAACUCUACAAUAGAAGCAUAUUUACUACCAAUAAUAAUUUGGUCAUCUUUAUAUUCUUGUAAUGAAGUUGAUAUUGCAUGUUGGCUUGUCGUCACAAGCCGCAAUUAUGAUCAUGUUUAAAAAGUAAUUUUAGUAGAUCGCAUAAUAAAGAUAUUAAUAUGUAAUGUUUCUUAAUAUAAAUUUAUUGACGUGACAAAUGACUCUAUGCCCGAAAUAUCUCUACGAUUUUCCGAUAAUCAUUGUUUAUUUGUAAUUUUCAUUCGAUAAAAACCGACGCAGAACGCUUUCUUUACACACUUGAAUACUGCACCUUUUUCUCCAGAACUUUAUAUAUAUAUGUUAGGUGUAACACGAUAGUGCGAUGUAUCCCAAGACAAUGAUCCUGAAAGUGCACCGAUUUAAACAAGAAAGAAAGAAAGAAAGACCUAUAAAACUUAAAGAAGAAGUCGAUCCUAACAACACAAAACCAAUUAUGGGCAUGAUCCGAUGAUAGAUGAUCGUAUAUUUCUGUUAGUAUAUUAUUUGACGAUUUUAUGACAGAGAGAAUCCAAAUCUAUUUGUAAUAGAUCGUCGAAAUGAUGAUUUUACAUUUUCGAUGAGGAUUUAAU
This is a messenger RNA of Lytechinus variegatus (green sea urchin), 3743 nucleotides long. Its product is annotated as Y+L amino acid transporter 2-like. The record is from RefSeq and is a predicted model, not a curated record. Bases 762 to 2261 code for a protein of 499 amino acids. Gene Ontology annotation, biological process: amino acid transmembrane transport. Gene Ontology annotation, cellular component: membrane. Gene Ontology annotation, molecular function: L-amino acid transmembrane transporter activity. NCBI's taxonomy places the organism in Eukaryota, Metazoa, Echinodermata, Echinoidea, Temnopleuroida, Toxopneustidae. The transcript has a single exon.